Molecule: messenger RNA, 2684 nt
Organism: Tympanuchus pallidicinctus (lesser prairie-chicken)
Lineage: Eukaryota; Metazoa; Chordata; Aves; Galliformes; Phasianidae
Gene: FLOT2
Product: flotillin 2
Exons: 11
Coding region: 78-1364 (428 amino acids)
Biological process (GO): regulation of myoblast differentiation; protein localization to plasma membrane
Cellular component (GO): plasma membrane
Source: RefSeq, a predicted model, not a curated record
UGGAGGCGGGGCGGCGCUGGGCGGACCGGGUGCGGGCGGGAGGCGGCGAGAGGCGGAGGAGCCGUUCCGCGGGCAGCAUGGGCAACUGCCACACGGUGGGGCCCAACGAGGCGCUGGUGGUGUCAGGUGGCUGCUGUGGCUCCGACGUGAAGCAGUAUGUGUACGGCGGCUGGGCCUGGGCCUGGUGGUGCAUUACGGACACACAGAGACUGUCUUUGGAGGUUAUGACCAUCCUCUGUCGCUGUGAGAAUAUUGAGACGUCGGAGGGGGUCCCACUGUACGUAACAGGGGUUGCACAGGUGAAGAUAAUGACCGAGAAGGAGCUCCUGGCUGUGGCCUGUGAGCAGUUCUUGGGGAAGAACGUGCAGGAUGUGAAGAACGUGGUCCUUCAGACACUGGAGGGGCAUCUGCGCUCCAUCCUAGGCACCCUGACAGUGGAACAGAUCUACCAGGACAGGGACCAGUUUGCCAAGCUGGUGCGAGAGGUGGCAGCUCCAGACGUGGGUCGCAUGGGUAUCGAGAUCCUGAGCUUUACCAUCAAGGAUGUCUAUGAUAAAGUGGAUUACCUGAGCUCCCUGGGAAAGACUCAGACUGCGGCUGUCCGAAGAGAUGCAGACAUUGGUGUGGCAGAAGCUGAGCGGGAUGCUGGCAUUCGGGAGGCAGAGUGCAAGAAGGAAAUGCUGGAUGUCAAGUUCAUGGCAGAUACUAAAAUAGCAGAUUCCAGGCGUGCCUUUGAACUGCAGAAAGCUGCCUUCACUGAGGAGGUCAACAUUAAGACAGCUGAGGCCCAGCUGGCCUACGAGCUCCAGAGUGCCCGGGAGCAGCAGAAGAUCCGCCAGGAGGAGAUAGAAAUCGAGGUGGUGCAACGCAAGAAGCAGAUCGACGUGGAAGAGAAGGAGAUCAUCCGGAAGGAGAAAGAGCUGAUAGCCACUGUGAAGCGGCCGGCGGAGGCCGAAGCUUACCGCAUCCAGCAGAUCGCCGAGGGGGAGAAGGUAAGGCAAGUCCUCCUGGCUCAGGCGGAGGCAGAGAAGAUCCGCAAGAUCGGAGAAGCUGAGGCCUUUGUGAUUGAGGCCAUCGGGAUGGCAGAGGCCGAGAGGAUGAAGCUGAAGGCCGAAGCGCUCCAGAGCUACGGGGAAGCUGCCCAGCUGGCUCUGGUGCUGGAUGCACUGCCUGAGAUUGCUGCCAAAGUGGCUGCUCCGCUCUCCAGGGUGGAUGAGAUCGUUGUUCUCAGCGGGGAGAGCAGCAAUGUGACAUCUGAGGUGAACCGCCUGCUGGCCGAGAUCCCCGCCUCCGUGCGUGCCAUCACCGGUGUGGACCUCACAAAGAUUCCCCUGAUCCAGAAAGCCACUGGGACCCAGGCAUGAGACCCAAAGCGUGUGAAGAUCACUCCCUGUUAUGCACUCCGACAUCAACUGCCUUCAACACUUGGGAAUUCCUUUUAUAUCAGAGACAAUUGGAGUUUCAUUUUUAAGCUCUGGUGCCUUAUUUUGUAGGGCCAGAAAGAUGCAUGUUCAAUCAGCCGCUCUUUUUUGUUACAAAGGGUGGGAGGAGAUUUAUUUUCUAACUAAUUGUAUAUUGUAUCCAGCCGGUGUUUGGCUCUGAUCCACGGUUAGGACUGGCAGCUUGUCUGGUGUUGCUGUUCUCUGUCCUCAGGAGCUCGCAGCAGGGGCUCAGCAAGAUGUGUGCAGGCACCAGGACCUGCUCUGGGCUCCCUGCCCUCCCACUGCAACCCUAUGGGGCGCUGCCCAGACCCCUGCUGCUGCCCACAAGCUGGGUUUGUGGUUGGCUUUCCACAUGUUUGUCUUGCCUGCAGCCUGGGCACGGCUUCCCAGAGGUGGCAGUCCUGGUUGGGUGAUGCUGGGGCACUGCCGGGGCUCAGUGCCAUCUUGCCUUCCCUCAGGGAAUUUCCUGCUGGCCUCUUGCUCAGCCCUGAGCCGGGUCCCUCGGUGCCGCGCUGCUCCCCACCCUUAGGCUCCCUGACCUCAAGGAGCGCUGCAAGGCGGCCGAGCUGCAGAAAUCCCAAAAAGCAGCGCUGUGCCAAAGCUGUUUGAUCAUCCCAGAGGGAGGCAGCCACCCAGGCUGCUGUCCCUGAGUGCCACCGUGCCUCUCAGCUCUGCUAGCAGAGCAAGGGCCUGAGCGGCAUGGGACGGCACGGGGCACUGCGGUGGGGACACUCUCCUCCUGCAGCACUCCUGCAAACCCCCACCCACCUGGCAGCCCACGGCUUUGCUGUCCCCAGAGAUGCUGUGAAAAGGCUGUCCCCUCUGUGUCCCCUGCAGUGCCACCAGGAGCGGGCACUGACCUUCGCCCUCUCUGUGUCUGUCCUGCUGCCUGUGUUUGCUGUGGCUGUGCCUAAAAACGUUUGCAAGGAGCUGGUGGGAUGGGGAGGGGGGUCCCAACUUUGUGCAUCCGGUGCCACAGCUCAGUGUCACCCUCUUUGCAGAGGGGUGGCUGCUGGGUGCAGAGACCCAGGCCCACUUUGCCCUGGCAGUGCCGCUGGUGCUGCAGUGUCACCUCCCUACUCCUGUACAGGAGGGGCCAGGCCUUAUCAGCCCCCAGCUUGUGGCUGCCAACCCUGAUCUGGUGCUUGCUGAUGGGUGUGCCGGGCAAGGCUCCCUAUCUCAGUGUGUGUGCAUGCCUGCACCGUGUCACUGCUGUGCGAUAAUAAAGCCUGUCACCUCGUG